UUCCAGGCUAGCGAGCGAAUAUUGAUUAUUUUUCUCUAGUAACAUCAGUAGCUGUAGCUACGUUGUGCACGCUUUCUGAUUAUUAUUCUAACGUGCUACUAAAUUCUAUUAUUUUUUUCUCGAUCCAAGUUCCCAUCAAAUCUCAAUCAUUGGUUUUAUUCAAGGAAUAGAUCAGUUUGCAACAAUGAAAAUGAAUUUGUCGGAAAAACAGCGCGAUGAAUUAAACCGCGCGAUUGCUGAUUAUCUCCAGUCAUAUGGUUAUACCGAAUCAUUCGAUGCUUUCAGACGAGAAACAGGCUUGAUGGAAAACGAUGAUAAAAAGUAAUGGGUUUACUGGAAAAGAAGUGGACAUCAGUAGUCCGUUUACAAAAAAAGUUAUGGAUUUGGAAGCAAAGCUACAAGAAGCUGAACGAGAAUACAUACAUGGAGCACCAACGAGAGAAAAACGGCAACCAGGGGAAUGGAUUCCACGACCGCCCGAAAAAUUCUGCUUGAGUGGUCAUCGUUCGCCAAUCACCCGAGUUAUAUUCCAUCCUGUCUAUAGCAUAAUUGCAUCCUCUAGCGAAGAUUCGACAAUUAAGGUGUGGGAUUUCGAAACGGGCGACUUCGAGCGAUCAAUAAAAGGGCAUACUGAUGCCGUACAGGAUCUCGCAUUUGAUAAUGGUGGAAAGUUAUUAGCAUCAUGUUCUGCUGACAUGACAAUCAAAAUAUGGGAAUUUGUACAAACAUUCGAUUGUAUGAAAACACUUAAAGGACACGACCAUAAUAUUUCAUCAAUCGCAUUCCUGCCUUCUGGUGAUCACUUACUGUCUGCUUCACGAGAUCAUUUGGUGAAAAUGUGGGAAGUAGCAACAGGUUAUUGCAUCCGAACAUUUGCUGGCCAUAAUGAAUGGGUACGAAUGGUACGUGUGCAUCAUGACGGAAAUAUGUUUGCAUCCUGUAGUAAUGAUCAGACAAUUUGCAUAUGGAAUACACUGUCAAAGGAAUGUAAAAUGCAGUUCUUCGAUCAUGAACACGUUGUUGAGUGUGUUCAAUGGGCACCUGACAAGGCUCUUCGUUAUGUCGCUGAAGCUGAACAAGAUCAUUCUUCUCAAAUGAAUGGUGAUGCAAAAAAAACUGAUAGUAUGAUUGCACCGAAAUUGGGACCAAUUCUUGUUUCUGGUUCUCGAGACAAAACGAUCAAGUUUUUUGAUAUCAAUGCGGGAUGUUGUUUAUUCACUCUGAUUGGUCACGAUAAUUGGGUCCGUGGAUUACGGUUUCAUCCUGCUGGUAAAUAUCUACUCUCAGUUGCUGAUGAUAAAACAUUACGCGUAUGGGCAAUUGCGCAGAAACGUUGUGCCAAAACAUUAGAUGCUCACAAACACUUCGUCAGUUCACUUGACUUCCAUUCGUCUUUACCUUACGUUGUGACAUCUAGUGUGGAUAUGACGAUUAAAGUAUGGGAGUGUCGUUGAAAUGGAAGGAUUUACAAAUAGCGUAAACGAAACAAUGAGUUUAACCUACUUUUCCAUUCCUACUGACAUCAUGCGCAGUGCUUCGCUUUCUAUUGCAUAUUCCUUCUGUAAUUGGAUGAUCUACUCAAGGUGUAAUUUGUUAGAGGGUUUACGCUACUCUACGUUUUAUACUAAUCAGGUGAAUUACUGGGUAGGUUCUUAUGAAGUUCAGCGAUGUGUCAGAAACGAUUAAAGAAUCAGG
This is a messenger RNA of Loa loa (African eye worm), 1695 nucleotides long. Its product is annotated as platelet-activating factor acetylhydrolase isoform 1b alpha subunit. Gene Ontology annotation, cellular component: SCF ubiquitin ligase complex. The record is from RefSeq and is a predicted model, not a curated record. Gene Ontology annotation, molecular function: protein binding; ubiquitin-like ligase-substrate adaptor activity. The transcript has 11 exons. NCBI's taxonomy places the organism in Eukaryota, Metazoa, Nematoda, Chromadorea, Rhabditida, Onchocercidae. The coding region runs from base 312 to 1454 and encodes 380 amino acids. Gene Ontology annotation, biological process: protein polyubiquitination.